This is a messenger RNA of Magnusiomyces paraingens, 2853 nucleotides long. RefSeq lists its product as uncharacterized. The transcript has a single exon. Gene Ontology annotation, molecular function: protein binding. NCBI's taxonomy places the organism in Eukaryota, Fungi, Ascomycota, Dipodascomycetes, Dipodascales, Dipodascaceae. The coding region runs from base 1 to 2853 and encodes 950 amino acids. The record is from RefSeq and is a predicted model, not a curated record.
AUGGAAUCUUCUAACCAGUACGCCUUUGCGCCUCGCUCAAAGUCGUGCGCCAUGACUCCAGCCUCACCUAUUCAAAGCCCUGAACGCGUUGCCGCCACCGCCACUACCAUUGCUGGUCUCACGUCUCGCGCGUCUCGUGCUACUAAAUCCGUUUCUUCUGUAAACUCGUCACUUCUCCCAGGCUUUGUUCCUAAAUUCCCUCCACCUGAUUCCACCUCUUUUGUUCCUACUACUCCAACAGCUAUUACUUCCAAAUCAUUUGCUGCUGGUCCUCAUGGCUCCAGUGUUGGUUCUACUGCCUCUGCCGCUGCCGCUGCUGUCAAUGACUGCUCUUUGCACGAGUCAAAACAUUUGUUUCAGCUGCCAUUGACUGGAUCUGUAAGGCCUUUGUCUGCCUCACGUGGAUACUAUCCCACUCCAGAACCAUCAUCAUCUACAGGUGGUCCAGGUGCAUUGUCUGAACCAGGCGCGUUUCAUGAAGAAGAAGAUGAUGAAGAUGACGACGCGAAAUGUGUGCCACCUUCGUCGCCAACUCCUGCUUCCAAUCGAAUGCCCAUGAUGGCAUCUUCUCCUCAAUACGCGUCUUUAUCUGACGAUGAAGACCAAGACCAAGAAGAAGAAGAAGAUAUUGUGCCGAGACUGCCAGAUACAAAGUACAUGGCCGUUCCUGGCUCUCGUGCGGCGUCAUCCCCCCCUCCAGCAACAGCAGACAAUGACAGUUUUGGUGCACACAUGGAUACUGGCGUUACCAGACUGGACUUUGGAGCCGUUCAAGAAGAAGACAAGGCCGCCAAACCUUCCAUACACCAACCAACCCAAAUCCAUAAUAGUCCUAGCCUUCUUCACCUCCACCACCCCACUGUAAUUCCAGUAGGCCAGGACUCAGUUGUGCAAGGCAAAACAAGUAAUAUCACGACUUUAGCAACCCCAGAACCCUUUACCGUCCGCUCGCCUCUUGCAGCCGUCACCGUGGCCCGUGUGCCUCGUUCCGGGCGACCCGUGACUAUUGGCCGGUCAUCCAAGUCGUGUGAUGUUGCUCUUCCCUCUGCCAAUCGGCUAGUUUCGCGUGUCCAUGUUUGUUUGCGCAUAGUUGAGCCGUCUCAUAAAAAAAAUGCCUCGUCGUCAUUGUCCUCCUCAUCUAUUAACCCACCGCGUCUCCGAGUAACAUGUCUGGGCUGGAAUGGAUGUACCGUUGUUGUGCCGGCAUUCCGCAUGAUGUUUGUUGCUCCAAGACACGACGCAUACGGGCCUAAACUGGAGCCCCAGCGUGUCGAGCGUGUCGAGCGUGUCCCGGAUGGUGUCACAGAUUACCUAGUGCCCAAGGGUCUCGAGAUUGAGGUUGAUUAUGUGGCCGGCAUUACCAUAGAUGUUCGCGGCGAACGCGCUCUUGUGGAACUUGUGGACGAUGAUGCCGAGCAAAAAGCAAAGGGCCAGUCGGUGCAACAGAAGCAACAAAAGGAAGAAGAAGAAGGAAAAGAAGGAAAGAGCAAACAACAAACUCUCAGAGAACGGCGGGCCACCAAACUUAAUGUCCCGGCCCCACUGCUGGCCCCUGUAAACACGGCACCCGUUAAUUCCACUGCUGCUGCUGUUUCGGGUACCAAACCCCGCCCCUCUUCUGCGUUUUUCUCAGCUCUACAUAGCGGGUCAUCUGUUUUCUCCAAUACUUUAACUCCUACCCGGACCAAUGUUGCUGCUGCUCUUGUCACGCCUACCACCCAGUCAUUGGGUUCCUCUUUAUCCGCAUUGCCGGCCAAAACAUCUGCACCUGCCACCAGCCGCACGCAGUCCACUGCUUCCUUGCAGUCCGCUGCUUCCUCGCAGUCCGCUGCUGCAUCGCUGCCCCAUCGACCAUCAAUGUCAGGCCGUGUCUUUACAGCAGCUGCAUCGCAACAGCCCUUAACACCCGUGACACUUGGGAUACCGCAGUCUGCGCACGGCACGCCGGCAUCAUCUGCACGUAAGCGCAAGAGUGAUAUGCUUGACGGCGCGCUUGUGGGUGCGUACCUUGCGAACAAAGGUGUAGCAGUGGGGGUUGACAAUGGAGGUAACAAGCGAGAGAAGAAGAAGCAAGAAAAUUUAGAAAGUAAUUUUGAGAGGAAGAAGAAGAAGGAGGAGGAACAGGAGGAAAAAGAAGAAGAAGAAGAAGAAGAAGAAAAAGAAAAAGAAGAAGAAGAGAAAGAAGGAAAAGAAGGGAAAGAAAGAAGAGCUCGGGCUGUACCUGCAGUUCGCGGGCUUGCUCGGUCACAAUCUCAGCGCGUGGCCCUUGGGUCGCCGUCCCGACGAGGUUUAGUAGGUCAUGGAAAUAGUCUGUUAUCUCGGAGCCAGAGUAUGGUUGCUGUACGGUUAGAAAGUGGAGCGCCUAUAUCUGAGCACACACCCCGAGAUGUUAUAGAAGAUGAGUCUUUAUUUACAGACAAGCCUGUUGAGGAGGAAGAUGAGAAUGAGAAUGAGAAUAGAGAUGAAGAUGAAGAUGAAGAAGAGAAUGUUUUUGAUGCCCCCUCGUUCCAGCACAUUCAGCAGGUAGUUUCGACACAUUUGGCACUUUCAAGAGCACACUCGUCACCAGUUUCAGUAUUACUACGUUCAAUUCCAUCGUUGGGUAAUGGCCGUGUUGGUGUAUCACAUGUCCAAACCGUGUUGUCUGCAACACCUUGGAUCGGAGUCAUUACUAGACAGGGCAAGGAUGCGGCAGGUAAGCCAUUGGAGGAGGAGUACUAUUAUGUGCCGGAAAAGGAUACAGAUGCGGAUCGGCGGGCGUUGGUUGACCAGCUCCGGGGCCGUGGAGCUACUGGGUUGCGUGCAUGCCGUAAGACCCACAAGCAAUAUUAUUGGAAGAAACCCCGGAAUUGA